GGCAUUCAGAAGACGGCGCGCGCUCCAGCCGCGAGCUUAACGGAAAUAUUAACGGCGAAGGCAGAAGAAGUGAUCCGGUCAGCGUCGCAACCAUCACACCGGACAGUCUGCCGAUGAAGGAGAGCAAAAGCAUCUCGGAUUGGGCAAUAAAGAAUGGCUGCUCCUGAUCUUCUGGACCCCAAAGCUGCUGCUCACAACUCCAAGCCCCGCCUGUCUUUUUCCGCCAAGCCAGUGGUGUUGAAUUCUCAGGAUGACUUUGAGCCACGCGUCAGCGUCAUGCGCUGGAAAACCGUGCUCACCGUCUUCCUGUUGGUCGUCCUCUACCUUAUCAUGGGAGCCACGGUGUUCAAGGCCCUGGAGCAACCAUACGAGAACUCGCAGAAACUCGCCAUCCUCAGUCAGAAGCUUCAGUUUCUCAUUGAUCACCCUUGCGUCAACUCUACCGAGCUGGAGGAGUUAGUGAAGCAAGUGAUGUCAGCCAUCCGCGCCGGUGUGAACCCUUCUGGAAACUCGUCGAACGUGACAAGUUUAUGGGACCUGAGCAGCUCCUUUUUCUUUGCCGGGACUGUUAUCACUACUAUAGGAUUCGGGAAUAUUUCCCCUCAUACAGAAGGAGGAAGGAUAUUCUGCAUAGUGUACGCGCUGCUGGGAAUCCCUCUGUUCGGCUUCCUGCUGGCGGGAGUGGGCGACCAGCUGGGGACCAUAUUUGGAAAGGGCAUCGCUAAAGUGGAGAAGAUGAUUGUGAAGUGGAACGUGAGUCAGACAAAGAUCCGCGUGAUCUCCACGGUGCUCUUCAUCCUUUUCGGCUGCCUCCUUUUCGUCACGCUGCCAGCCAUCAUCUUCAAGAACAUAGAAGGCUGGAGUGCCCUAGAGGCCAUUUACUUCGUCGUCAUAACCCUGACGACCAUCGGCUUUGGCGAUUUUGUUGCAGGUGAGGGUGAACGCCGUUACCAUCAAGAAAACAACGGUGGCUCUGAGGUGGAGUACCUGGACUAUUACAAGCCUGUGGUAUGGUUUUGGAUUCUGGUGGGACUGGCGUACUUCGCCGCAGUGCUCAGCAUGAUUGGAGACUGGUUCCGGGUCAUUUCUAAGAAGACGAAAGAAGAGGUGGGCGAGUUUCGAGCGCACGCUGCCGAAUGGACGGCCAACGUUUCCGCCGAAUUCAAAGAGACUCGUCGCCGCCUCAGUGUCGACAUCUACGACAAGUUCCAGCGCGCCGCAUCCAUCAAGCGCAAGCUGUCAGCUGAGCUCGGGAUCAACAACGCACCAAUCAGCCAGGAGAUGACGCCGGGCAAGCGGGCACUCUCAGUCAACUUAGGAGACGACAGAGAGACGUACCCAUCCUUCGCACUAGCACGCAACGGCAGCCUUUUCCUUAACGGCCUGAGCCCGGAAUACGCCGACCGCCGCGAUGUCGCCAUAAUAGAACACCUGAAAUGAGAACUAAGAUAAUGAGGACGAGAGACAGAGAAAUGAACUCUGAGAGCAGAACCGAGGAAGAUGACAGAGUGGGAGAGGGAGAACUGCGAGAGAGGAGCGAGAAAAUGAGGGUGCUUUGUUUACCACGAACACGUGUGCUGGAUUACACGACUAGAACUUCUGCACUCUUACCUGAUCGAUACAUCUUCAUCACCGCUGACGUUUUGCUAACGCAGACAGUAAUGCCUGGUAGUUUACAGGAUUAUCCUUCUGCACACGUACCCUUGACUCCGCCCCUUUCUCUGAGAAGCUCGCCGAUGAGCUCUCAAGCCUCCGACCAGUGAAGAUGUUCUUCACUACACAACUUUGUAUCAUCAACGAUGAACCACCUGUGACUUUUCUACUCGCUCCUCUUUAAAGAAAGACAAUUUUUUUUAUUAUUAUUAUUAUUAUUCCUACAAAAACCUUCUGGAAUCUGAAUGUGUCUCCAUUGUUCUCAAAGGCCAAGCUGUGUUAAUUAGUGCCGCAAGCUGUUUUAGACAUUUCAGGUCCUUUGUGAAGCAAAGAAUGUCCACGUCCAUGUCUUUAUAGCCGUGCAAUUCAUUUCAGUGCCUUAAUGACUCCAGAACUCUUUAAAAAAAAAAACGCAUGUGUCAAUCUAUUUCUGGAAUCUGCUUAGAUGUUAACCAAAAAUCUGAGCAGGUAGGUAACCUGACGGCCGCUGAGGUCUGUUGUUGCUACGGUGAUCUGGGAAUCGGACACGAGCCUCUUGGCCAAAAACACACGCACGCACACACACACACACACACACACACACACACACACACACACAAAAGGAGAUUACCAUGGUUACCACAGCAUGGUGACCGUGUGUAGUCUGACUCGCACACACUUCCCACUUCACACAGGCUACAAGUGCAAAUCGGAGACAUGACUCUAGAGCAAUCCAGCAGCAGACUCUGGUUCUUUCGCAAUUCCACGCCACAUAUCUUAUUCACUCGAAAGCGUGUGAUGAAAUGACCACGGUGAUGCAUUUGCACAUUUCAAAGGAUGCAGACACACAAUUUAGGAGGUAUGACGGUUACAGUGAAAGGUGCCAUCCGUUUAAAUUGAAUUACAAGCCCUAGAAAUCGGUCAUGAAAUAAUGGUUCAUGAAUGUGUGCACGUGCGUGCGUGCGUGUGUGCGUGUGUGUGAUAAUAAGAGCAAUAUAUUAGUUCUUAUCCAUGGUC
This is a messenger RNA of Clarias gariepinus (North African catfish), 2649 nucleotides long. RefSeq names its product potassium channel, subfamily K, member 2b (gene kcnk2b). Gene Ontology annotation, biological process: stabilization of membrane potential; potassium ion transmembrane transport. Gene Ontology annotation, molecular function: outward rectifier potassium channel activity; potassium ion leak channel activity. The record is from RefSeq and is a predicted model, not a curated record. The coding region runs from base 154 to 1440 and encodes 428 amino acids. Gene Ontology annotation, cellular component: membrane. The transcript is spliced from 7 exons. Lineage: Eukaryota; Metazoa; Chordata; Actinopteri; Siluriformes; Clariidae.